Messenger RNA from Ichthyophthirius multifiliis, 1470 nucleotides. RefSeq lists its product as hypothetical. Lineage: Eukaryota; Ciliophora; Oligohymenophorea; Hymenostomatida. The record is from RefSeq and is a predicted model, not a curated record. Gene Ontology annotation, cellular component: nucleolus. Gene Ontology annotation, molecular function: RNA helicase activity; nucleic acid binding; ATP binding. The transcript has 2 exons. Gene Ontology annotation, biological process: maturation of LSU-rRNA from tricistronic rRNA transcript (SSU-rRNA, 5.8S rRNA, LSU-rRNA).
AUGACUCAUAUAUAAUCUCGUACUAUACCAAACUUAUUAAAAGGUAGAGAUGUAUUAGGAGCAGCAAAAACAGGAAGUGGAAAAACAUUAGCUUUUCUAAUACCUGCGAUAGAAUUGUUAUACAAAGCAAGAUUUAUGCAAUAAUAAGGAACUGGAAUUAUUAUAAUUACUCCUACAAGAGAAUUAGCCUAGCAAAUAUUUGAUGUAUCAAAAUAAGUAUUGUAAUUUCAUCAAAAAACUGUUGGAUUGUUAAUUGGAGGAACUAAUAGAAAGUAAGAAGCUAUUAAACUUAAAGUUGGAUUGAAUAUUAUUGUUGCUACUCCUGGAAGACUUCUUGAUCAUUUAUAAAAUACUUAAGGUUUUGUUUAUCAUAAUUUGCUUGGAUUAGUUAUUGAUGAAGCAGAUGCAAUUUUAAAAAUAGGAUUUGAAGAAGAACUUACAUAAAUUUUAAAAAUAAUUCCCAAAGAUAGAUAAACAAUACUUUUUUCAGCUACACAAACUAAAAAAAUUGAUGAACUAGCUAGAUUAUCACUUAACUCUCCUAUUUAUAUUGGAGUCGAUGACAUUGCAGAAACUGCAACUGUUGAAGGGUUAGAAUAAGGUUUUGUUUUUGUAGAAAGUGAUAAGAGAUUUAGAUUAUUAUUCACGUUUUUAUAAAAACAGAAAAAUAAGAAAAUUAUGGUUUUCUUUUCUUCUUGUAAUUCAGUUAAAUUUCAUGCCGAUUUACUUAAUUAUGUUGAUGUUCCUGUUCUUGAAAUACAUGGUAAGUAGAAAUAAUAAAAAAGGCUUAAUACUUUUUAUGAAUUCUGUAAUGUAGAUAAAGCUGUACUCUUAUGUACUGAUGUAGCUGCUAGAGGCUUAGAUAUCCCUAAAGUUGAUUGGAUUGUUUAAUUCGAUCCUCCAGAUGAUACUAAAGAAUAUAUUCAUAGAGUAGGAAGAACUUGUAGAGGAGCUAAUGCGAAUGGAAAAGCACUUUUAUUCUUAUUACCUGAGGAAAAUCAAUACUUGAAGUAUUUAAAAGCAGCCAAAGUUAAUCUUAAUGAAUAUGAAUUUCCAGAAAGUAAAUUAGCAGAUAUUCAAGAUCAGUUUGAUAGACUGAUUGAAAGAAAUUAUUUCCUUAAUAAAUGUGCUAAUGAAGCUUUUAAAUCUUAUUUACAUGCCUAUGCUUCUCAUAAUUUAAAAGAUAUUUUUGAUGUUGCAAAUUUAGAUUUGUAAAAAGUUGGAAGGGCAUUUGGUUUUAAAAUUCCUCCUAGAGUUAAUUUAAGUAUAUUCAUUAAUUUAUAACAUUUUUAUUAUAAACAAUAUUUUAAUUUUACAAAAGAUGUUAAAUUAAGUAGCAGGACUUCAAGAAAAAAUAAAGUUUAAAUGUUAGAAAAUUCAAAAAAUAAACUAAAAAUUGGAUUUUAAGAAAAAGAUAAAAGACUUUUAUAAAAAAAUAAAAAUGGAGACUCUAGAUAAUUUUCUAGAUGA